AUUGGACUUUAAUUUGCUGCAUAAAAAGCGUAACAGGCUUUUGGUUUAGCUGCUUCCAGAUAAGCGAGGUUAGCAAGCCCCGGUGCAUAAUCCAGUUGGGCCCGAUCGACGGUGCGGUUUCACUACCCCUUGGGAACCCUUUUGCCCUACUCUGCCUCAUAACCAGCACCUUGCAGGUAUUUUCAUUAAGCUCAUACUCCUGAAGUGCUGUUGAGGUGUACUCUAGCCUUAUAUAUGGAACGUCAGGGUCAUGAUUAUGCAGCUGCGUCUGCUAUGGCAUAUGCUCAGCAACAGCGGCAAGCUGCUAAUAUGCAACAACAACAGCAGUUUGGAUUUCAUCCCCAGCAUCAGCAGUUUCCUUCAUCAAUGCAUGGUCCUCCUUUUAUACCCCCAGGUCCUGGUCCUGCACACCCCCCUAUGCAACAGUUCCCUUAUCACCAUGCCCUGCAGCAGCAACAGCAGCCACUUCCGCAAUUACACCCUCAUGCCCCUCCCCCACCUCAUCUUCUUCUUCAGCAGCAGCACCAAGGGCCACCGGCAUUCCCUUCACAUUAUCCUCCUCCGCUUGUUCCAUCUCCAUUUUAUGAUUCUGCUCCUCCCCCGGUUGCUCCCCCCUCUGAUCCUGAGCUCCACAAGCGAAUUGACAAGCUUGUUGAGUAUGCGGUGAAAAAUGGUCCUGACUUUGAAGCUAUGAUAUGUGAAAAGCAGCGGGACAAUCCUUCCUAUAGUUUCCUCUUUGGUGGGGAGGGCCAUGGUUACUACCGUUAUAAGCUGUGGUUAUCAACUCGUCCCCCUGGUGGCCCAUUCAACCAGCCUUUUCCAUCAUCUUCUAUGCCCAUGAUCCAUCCCCCAAAUCCAAUGAUGAAUCCGUCUCCUCUAAAUGCUUCUCCAAUGAAUCCUGCAGGAAUUGGUUCUUCGCCUUCAAUGCUAGGUCCACCUCCUUUCCAACAGUUCUAUGAUCAACAACACCACCAUCAACAUCCUCAGUCUUUUGGGCUUCCUGGUCGGCCUGAGUAUGAUCAGUCAUCUAAAUCGUUCAAAGGGCUCUCUGGGCCACUUCCAUCGGAUGUUGCAAUGGAGCUCAGUAAUGUUCUUAACAAUCUGAAUGGUACAAAAGAAUCCAUCAAAGGUGCAAAACUUUGGUUCAUGCAGAGAUCUCCAUUUGCACCAGCCCUAGCAGAGGCUCUUAGAGAUAGGGUCUUUGCAUUGGAUGAUGUUGAGAGACAGUUACACAUUAUAUACCUUGCCAAUGACAUCCUUUUUGACAGCUUAAAUCGGAGGACAAGCAGUAAUGACCUUGACAGUGAAGCUCUUGCCUUGAAACCUGUUUUGGGCUCCAUGCUUGCAAGAAUUUAUCAUAACCCACAAAGCAAUGAGGAAUACAGGAAAAGAUUGCAGCAAAUGGUGGAGUUCUGGGCUUCUAAAACAGUAUAUGAUCAAGAGACUAUAUCUUUACUGAAGGGUGAGAUGAUUGGUGGUCCACAAACAAAUCCUUUUCCUGGGGCUUUGAAGGAUUUAUCCUCUGCUUCUGCAGAAUCAGUUACAGGAUUGCUGCAGACACCUAAUCAUGUUGCCCAGCAGUGGCAACCGGAUAGAUUAGGCUCUGGUUCAAGUCUCUUAGAUCAAGAUCGUCCCGAUAAACAUGCAGCUCCAGCACAGUCACUAUCAACACCCCUAGCAGUUCAGCAGUUUCUUCCAAAUUCUGCUCCUACCAAUGCCUUUCCUGGGUCCAUGGCUAUACCAUCUUCUGCUCAACCAGCUAACCAAGCACCUGGUGCUCAUUUAUUGCCCACUCCAUCAGCCAGCACCAGUGAACAAUUGCCACCAUAUCCGUUAUUCCCUCCUGGUCUCAUUCCUGGAAUGGUUAGAAAGAUGCAGAUUGGUAGUGGGGUCCCAUAUUCUCCUUUAAGCCCUUUGGAUAUUCCAACUAUAAUACCGCCAUCAACUGUACCGCCAUCAGAAAUCCUUCAAAGAGUGUCAAAAUUUUUCAAAGAAAUUGGAGAGGUAAAUCCUUCGGAGGGUCCUAUGAAUUCUGAUUCCAGAGAUGAAGAUGAUGAAUUUGAUAGAGAAUAUGAGAGGGAUCCUCCAGUACGAAAGGGAGGUGCUUGCAUACCUCCACCCCCAAACUUGCAGGUUGAUCCAGAGACAGGAACCUAUGCUGAUGGGACUGUAGAACGAAAGCCAGGAGCCAGUGGCUCUGGCAGGUUGGGGCUUGGGGCCACAGCCAAUCCCAAUGAGGUGAGUCAGUAUGAUGAUGUAUAUACCUCUUACAGGAAGCAGAGAAGCACCAAUUACCAUUCAUCAAUGAGUGCUAGAGCCGCAGCGAGAUGAAAGUCUCUAAUCACCUUUUCAUCCAAAAUUUCCUAUUCCUGGAUACUAGAUUAGGUCUGGUAGCUUUGUCUUCAUUAAUGUUUAUUUUUGAGGCUGUAGUUAAGCUGAUGCUUUUGUUUGUUACUUGCCAAUGACCUUUCCUUGACCAAAAUGGAAUAUGCCAUAAACUUUAGGCACAAAUUGUAAUGGGAUAGAAAAUGAGUGAUAAUCUCAUUCCCUCCAUAUUCCCUUAUCUAAAGUUUGAUUUUGGUUUAUGGUUUAACGAAGACUUUGGCCUUUUAUCUCUUUUCUUAUU
This is a messenger RNA of Cajanus cajan (pigeon pea), 2626 nucleotides long. The record is from RefSeq and is a predicted model, not a curated record. NCBI's taxonomy places the organism in Eukaryota, Viridiplantae, Streptophyta, Magnoliopsida, Fabales, Fabaceae.